This is a messenger RNA of Carassius auratus (goldfish), 1464 nucleotides long. RefSeq lists its product as uncharacterized. Bases 170 to 1111 code for a protein of 313 amino acids. Lineage: Eukaryota; Metazoa; Chordata; Actinopteri; Cypriniformes; Cyprinidae. The record is from RefSeq and is a predicted model, not a curated record. The transcript is spliced from 7 exons.
AGUUCCUUCUUCAUCUGUUAUAUUGGGAACCACUUUUAUGGUUAUCCACAUUUCGUCGCUGGUGCAAACACUAAUGACCUCUUCCUAAUUUUCUUGUUUUUUUUUCUUUCAGACUGACAAAAGCUUUUAAUCUCCAGUGGAUGUCUGUCUGGUUUCUUUAGAUUACAUUAUGUGGCUUCUUCUAGCUGGGUUCGUGCUGCUGGUGUGUGCUGCAGAUGCCACACCAAUUGGUGGCAGAACAGUUCCUGAUUUUGGAAAGAUGUAUCAUGUCAAAGGUGAGCUCUCUCUGCCAUAUUCUGAUUUAAAAGAGCCAAUUGAAGCUUGGUACGACCUUGAUGGAAACAGAAGUCGAAUCGACUAUUAUAAUGGAACGGUGCAAACUUUUCUGAUUGGAAACGACUUGGAAUAUGGUGCCAUUUACAAGAUCACACCAGUCACCACAACAACCGAAAUCCAAGCUAUUAAGUGUUUCCAGCUUAAAGGUACCCAGGAGGAUCCAAUUCGCCCACAGGCAGCACUGCCUGAUUUGCAGGGCUUUGAAUUUGAGAAGAUGGAGAAUCACACAGGUAUUCUCUGUGAGGUCUGGAAAAAGGACACUCAGGUUGGCCAUAAGAAGAACACGUAUCGUCUGUGGGUCGCUCGUCCAGAGGGAAUCGAUUCCUUAGCCACCCCUCACCACUUUGAGAUGAUGAGCUUCAACACUCUUUUGGAGUCCCAGAAUGACAAAUACACUAUUGACUACAGUGACUUCAGCCCACAAACUGAGCCUGACAUUUUCACACCACCUGGAGGAAUGACCUGUGGAGAGUUUCCUGAUCCUGUUGAGGAGCAUCAAAUAUUGGCCAACCCCAUUCAAGACUAUGUCAACACCUCUCCUGUGAGCCAUGCCCACCGUCUGUUUGGCCCCUUUAAGGAGAAAUUCCAUCGUCUGUAUAAAAAUGAGAAGGAACACGAAGAGCGUGAGAACUACUUUAUACAUACUCAACGGUUUGUUCACUCUAAAAACAGAGCUGGUCUUACAUAUAGUGUCGGUAUCAAUAACUUCGCUGAUUGGUCAAAGGCAGAGCUGGCCAGGAUGACAGGAAGUUUACGGAUUCCAAAACAGGAAUAGGAUGUUACAAAACAGUCCUCACACAUUUCUCUGAGUACGGCAUAACAAACUGUCUUAAUUAGUGAUAUUUUCAGCUUUUUCUAAAUCAUCUUUUUAAUCAUUUAGUUUGAUUAAAUGGAGUAUCUGCAUCUUCAAGCAUAUUUUGGAAUCAUUUUCAAGUUAUGGUUUGUAACUGGUCUGUUUCUAAAGUUCUCACUGUGACACUGCUUGUCAAACUCCAAACGGAAUGGAAUUCUGAUUAUUAAACUGAUAUUGUGUAAUAACUUUUUUUUCUUCUUUUCCUUACAUUAGGAUGAAUACAAAAAUAAUAAAGACCUUCUUAAUAUUGUAAUAUAUUAAUAAAAAUAUCAUAU